AUGCUGGACUUGAUCCACGAGUACGACCAAACGAACUACCUCUUAACGUGCCUCAUCCACAUCCAACGAGCCGACGGCGAUUUUGGCGCUGUAGAUCUUCUAGAGCCGUCCGCUGCCUUGUCAUACUUCCGAGAACUCUGCUCUUCAUUCACGGACGUUCCCCCAGACGUGAUUGACAACUUUUUCCAGGAUGUGACGCGUCUCGUUCGGUCUCAAGGGGAGCCUGCUGUCAAGGCGCAUACAGUGCUGAGGGAGGUGUCGGAGAAGGUGCAUGAGAUUUUAGUGAAGAGCAAGGGUGCGGAGGCUUGGGAUACUGCGGUUGAUGUGAUUCGGACUUUGGAUGGGGCUAUUAUUGAUUUGGCGGAUUUGGUGGAGGAGGCGGUUGGAGAGGACGAUGAUGGAAAGUUUGUUAUGUAUCAGCGGAUAAAGGAGCAGAAGGCAAAGGACCCGGGAUCGAGGACUCUAUUUGCAACAAGGCGAGGGUUCACGAACACAUUUCCGACACUGGGGCCAAGGCCAGUUCUUCUUCACACCGCGCCCGCCACCCAGUUCCACAUCGAGGCGCUCGUCCAUCAACACAGGAGACUGACUCCAACCGAAGUGUGCCUGCGCCCAAUGAUUACCGUAGUCAAGCCUGCACAACAAAGUUGGCAAGACGAGGGGGAAUCCGCGAUGUGUUGCGCCUCUCGUGUCGUGAAACUUUCUGAAGCAUACUGGUUUUUCGAACAUUCCAACGCCUAUCCAUCAACCAUGGAAUCUACAAACCCUCCCUUGAUUAUCGAUGACGUCUCCCAAUCCUUUCUUGAAGUUUGCGACCCCGUUUUUGAUGUUUAUAGCGAGGAGCUAUAUAAUUCACCCAUCUUCCCAACGGACUCCCUUGAAACGGACACCUUUGCCUCGCUCACCACCUCCGGCUUUGACAAAGAUGACCGAGCCCGCCUCACCGAUAACUACCCCAAUGCAUAUUCCGACACCUAUGGUUUGCGCAGCGGCCGAGGCUUCAUCUUCAAAACUGGUCCAGCCUGGCCUAAGGGCGAAAUACCCUAUGGCCGCCCCGUGCCGCACGAGUUGCGCCCCGUCAACGCUCACCCAAUCACGCCUGUCUGGGACGACAUCCUCACACGUAUAGAGACACGCCUUAAAGAUGAUAAGCUGCCAUUUACCGCCGUCAUGCCACUGACAUUCGCCACAGUAGGAGAGGGAGAGCCCCUUUGCCCUCUUGUGGUGGCGAUCGGUGUCGAGCCCAAAAAGGUGGCGUUCAAGGAUGCAAAGGCUGUUGCAGAGUCCGUCGAACUCAUCCUCGUCGAGGCUGGCUUCGACAACGUCGACGUCGCUAUCUGGGAAUUUGAGACCUUCCUCUCCGGCGUCAAUCUCCCAGCUCUCGACCCCGUGUUUGACGGCAGUCUCACAAAAUUUCAUCACCCAUUCACAUCCACCCUCUGCAUCCCCGUGGCCCCCCUCAAGCAUCCCAAAUGUGAGGGCACGCUUGGCCUGUUCCUUACGCGCGGUGAUGGCACUGAACUCUUGGUUUUAACCGCUGCCCACGUUGCGCGUCCCCCCACAAUGUUUCCUGAUAACAAGGGCAUGUCAUUGAAGGCAGCCAAAAGGUGCUGGGAGGAAAUAAUUGUGCUUGGGGAUGACGCCUACGCCCGUGCAAUCACGGACAUUCAACACAAGGUCAGAAGCCUCAAGAAUAGAAUUCCAACAGGAUCGAUGAGGGUCCCUUCGCUCCAAACUCGUCUAGAUAACGGCGAGGCUGAUGCUGACGGGAGAAUCCGCACUGCUAUGAGAACUGCCCAGAGGCAAGAGUCAAUUUGCAAGCUGACCAUCAGGCAACUCUACAAGCUCUACAGCUGGGUCACGCUGACUAUGUCCAUCCCCAGUAAUCGCAGCAUUGGACGGAACAAACUCGAAGAGCAAACCUUCCUGGACCUGAUGUUUCCCAACCCCAACGACCAAGAGGGCUACGAAUACCCAGAGUGGGGCCUCCUCCACAUCAGCGGCGUCGUUCCCAUGGAUGAGAUUCGCUACCCCAAGCAGCUCAACGAGAUGGGCGAACCUGCGAUGGCGGUCAUCAAGAAUGGGAGGUCUACAGGCACCACCGUUGGUUAUGUGAGCGGCUUGAAGUCCCUUGUGCGCUACUACUGCAAGGAUACCGAUAUUCAGUUCACAUCCCGCGACCUCACCAUUGUUCCUUAUGACGGUGAUCCUUUGCGCAGUGCCGGCUAUUCUGGUGACGGUGACUCAGGUUCUGUCAUCGUUGAGCGGAGUGGCCGUGUUGUUGGCUUGCUCACUGCUGGCGGCGGCCGCAGCGGCGUCGCCGACUCCACCGACGUUUCCUUUGCUACUGUAUACUGUGAGCUCGAGAAGCGCAUCAAGGAGGUCUUCCCCGGCAUCCGCCUCCUCGACUAG
Messenger RNA from Laccaria bicolor S238N-H82, 2412 nucleotides. RefSeq lists its product as uncharacterized. The coding region runs from base 1 to 2412 and encodes 803 amino acids. The record is from RefSeq and is a predicted model, not a curated record. Lineage: Eukaryota; Fungi; Basidiomycota; Agaricomycetes; Agaricales; Hydnangiaceae. The transcript has 5 exons.